This is a messenger RNA of Aspergillus calidoustus, 1149 nucleotides long. NCBI's taxonomy places the organism in Eukaryota, Fungi, Ascomycota, Eurotiomycetes, Eurotiales, Aspergillaceae. The record is from the annotation of a GenBank genome assembly.
AUGUUUUAUAGUAGGACUUCCUCGAACGACAGCCGGCCCACCUUUUCGGGUGGGUCCGGCACACCGGGCGAGGAGGAAACAGGUAUGUCCCCCUCCCAGACUGAACUGACGACCGACAGCAGUGAAGAAAGCCAACAGUCGACUGAAGAAGGCCCCGAGUCCACGGAGCAAGCUAGCCUGAGAUCAGCCCGGGCGAAACUGGACAAAGCGGACUACGACAACGUAGGGUGUACUCUGACGGGGGCGGAAUUCCGGGCCCUUCUGAAGGAACUUGCGCGAAUUGAAGGCCACCCUUGCCCGGCUUGCCUGCAAUCAGCCAAGAAUAUAUUGCAGGAAGCGGGCCAGGUCCUGACAGCAGCGAACGUUUCGGCCAUUCUGAACGGACUUCAGCCACCGGUAGAGCAAUCCUCCACACCCUCGUCCGCCGAUUCCAUGGACUUGGAGUAUUCUCUGGAUUUCCUUAAACUUCUUGGGGACUAUGCAGGCCGCCUGUGGAAAUGCCUGAGAAAAUCUGCAGUAAUUCUGGACCUGGACCUGCCAGAUCGAGUUGGGACACUUCGCGACUUCCUGCGCGACGACUGUGAUAUGGAUGGCCUGUGGACCCUUGACCUCCAACACUGUGUCGAUUAUAUGCGCGAGGAAGGAUGCCAAGUCACUCUCGAAAUGGCAAGGUUGGCAAUCGACAUCUAUGCGGCAAGAAAUGAGGCUUGCCAUGCAAAGAUCGGCGAUCCCUCUAUUGCUCACGACCGGCGGCUACUGGGCCGGACUAUCGAUGAGAAUAUCAGGGAGCUCCGCCGAAUAUUGCCAGGGAGACUCAAAGACAGCCGCAAGGAUUUGGAAGCGCUAAUGAACUUCUACAGAGACAGUAGAGACUGGCUUGCGGAGCUCAAUGACCGGGAGGAGUCCCAUCGUCAGCUCGCCCCUGCAGAGUUGCCGCCGCCCGCCGAAACCAACGAUGCCUUCAGGGGAAGAAGGUCCGGUUACGUGUCGCCCGUCAAAUCACGGUUUGUCUCGCCGAGUAAGAGGACGGCUUCCGGGUCCUUGAAGUUGGCUCGAGACGACCCGACGAGUUUCCGUCCUUCAGAUCCUGUCGACGAGAGUCUUCAUGUCAGCAAUGGCAUUCGCGAAGACAUAGCAAAGUUGAAUUGA